Haliotis rubra (blacklip abalone) is the source of this 1317-nucleotide messenger RNA. RefSeq lists its product as uncharacterized. NCBI's taxonomy places the organism in Eukaryota, Metazoa, Mollusca, Gastropoda, Lepetellida, Haliotidae. The record is from RefSeq and is a predicted model, not a curated record. The coding region runs from base 137 to 1258 and encodes 373 amino acids. The transcript has 2 exons.
UUACGCCCCUUCUAUAAAUGACCACGCAUUAGAUUUUGGGCUCUUCCUUUGAAGCCUACUGAGGUUUUAUCGCCAUCUUCGAGGGACAUUCGAUUUAACACUGUUACUUUGUGGACGCUGUUUGUGAUUUUCAAAGAUGGCGACAAACAUUGCCUUACCAGCAGCAAACACAUCCCACUGCCAGGUGUGCGAACAGCGACCGAAACACGUGCUAGCCACGUGCAGGUGUCACGACUGUGACAUGACCAUGUGUGUGGACUGUGAGUUCACGCAUUCUGUGACGUGUGCGUCUCAUGACGUCAGGAACAUCGUCCACAUCCCCGAUGAAGGGUCGAGCGUUGACCUUGAGGUGUUUGACACCGAUGGAGUGUCGGCUGUUUACUGCAGGGUGUCCGGAAUGGAGGGGGAAGACAACGUUCCACGUGACGCUGAUAUACCCAGAUUUUCCCUCCUAAAAGAGUUUUCCUCUGCUGUUGAUGAGGGUGACGAGGUGCCUCCAGACAUCAGGUCGGUGUUGGUACUGAAAUCAGGUGUCAUAUUGGCCGCGGAUUGGGCCAAUUGCUGUCUGAAAGCUUUCAGCCAAGAAGGAACUUUUCUAGGGGAUCAUUACUUCGAUAAAAUCGGCAAAGACGCUGGUCGGAUACAAGGAAUUUGCCGUAAGGACGAAGACACGGUCCUUGUCACGCUGCCGUCUUUGAGAAAGAUCGCCACGAUCACUGUCAAGUUACGGGGAGGUAUAGUGAAGUUUUCGACAGUAAUGCAUACGACCAAAAGGAGAUAUUUCGGCAUCGCGCAUCUAUCUGAGGUCAAACAAAUCCUGGCCGGGACAACAGAUACCGUGGACAUUUUAGGCUACAAUUGUUGUUGCAUUGCAUCGUUAAAAGACAGGUUUGAGAACCCUUAUAACAUGGCGACCGAGUCCCCCAGCUCGGUGGUAGUGUCCGACACGGGACGGAACUGUUUGUUCCGUAUACAUGCAGACCAACGAGUAAAGAGAAUACCUGUGGCUGAUACGACACUUCGGCUCAGAGGGGUCACUGUCGAUGGCAAUGGAAAUGUAUUUUUCUGCGGACUGAAGAACGAAGGAAUCGGAUGGGUGAACAGCCUUGAUGUGAGCAUGGGCGACGUGAUGCCUGACGGGUCAAGUCUCCGGGAUGGUGUGGGGAUCUCCUUCCAGAAGACUGUCCACGGCCGACGGUUGGCUGUGUCGGUCAGCACGGGCAGCGUGAUGGUCUACAGGGUCACCUAUGAGGCUUAGAGACGGAAAAAACACCUAAACACUGCCAUGUACUCAUUAAAAAUAGAUGUUCAUUUGAA